AUGGCGUCUCGGUCAAAAGCUCACAAACAGCUGUCGUGCAAGCAAUCACUGCUAUUAUUCCGAAGACAGGGUGGUGGGCGGAAGCAAGGAUCGAAUGCAAACUCCAGGCACCUUCGUAACAAGCUGAGCUGCUGCUGCGAUACGUGGAAAUGGCUUUCAAAAGCGAAAUAUAUUUAUCUUGCGUACCUGCUACGUAGAGUCUACUGA
Messenger RNA from Leptosia nina, 207 nucleotides. The record is from the annotation of a GenBank genome assembly. NCBI's taxonomy places the organism in Eukaryota, Metazoa, Arthropoda, Insecta, Lepidoptera, Pieridae.